AUGGCAACGAUGAACUUCGCACCCAGCAGCCCCCUCCAGCUUGACGCUGGAGUGAUUCUCCAAAGCCUUCCGAUCGUCGCAGCACUUAUUAUCCUUUUUUGCAUUUUGAAGUUGGGACAUAAUUUCUUUCGCUCUCCCUUGAAGCAUAUUCCAGGCUCGCGGCUCAGCGCCUUUUGCGGCUGGGACGAAUUCUACUCCAAUAUUGUCUUGAACGGCCAGUGGUGUAAGACAUACCCUGAGCUGCAUAGGAAGUAUGAUUCUCCAAUCGUGCGGGUUGGCCCCAAUCAUGUCCACGUCAAUGAUAUCGAUAUAUAUGAAAAAAUCUUCCGCAUGGGAACCGACUUCUGCAAAGAUCAUACCUUCUACACUUGUGCCAAUAACGAUGGAUCAAUCUUCUCCAUUACUGAUCGUGCCAAACACCGAGAGCGACGAAAGGUGCUGAGCCCGCGGUUCUCCAAGCAAGCAGCAGAGGCCGGGGCUCCGGGGGUGUUGCGCAGGUUACAGCAACUGGUCGAUUAUAUGACCGACCAGACUCGAAUGGGAAACACAUGCGAUGCGACCGACUUGUUCAGGGCAUUGAUGAUUAACGUGGUUGGAGAGAUUCUAUUCGGCGACUGUGGCGACCUUGUUGAAUACGGGCCGAGUAAACCGGCGCUGUUGGACAGCGUUGACAACCUCUCCUCGCUUAUUCCGUGGUUACGGUUUUUCCCUUACCUGGGCACCGUUGCGUCCAUGUUUUCUACUUCAAUCUCCGAACGGCUUGAGCCCGCUGGGGUUUACAACUUCAAGCAGAAAUGCAAGGAACAUACCCUGCCCCGGAUGGAUCAGCCAAUUAGUGAUGCCAUGGAUCGCAGCCACGCGUCGUUGAUCGAGCUGCUGAUCGCACAUUCCCAUCAAGUGCAAGGUAAAGCGCCAACAUUGCAAUACCUCACCGAAGAGACCUUCACCUUCAUCGACGCCGGAGUAGAUACGAGUGGAAGAACAAUCGCUGCAGCAUACUAUAUUGUCCGGAACCCUGGUGUACAACAGAAGCUGCGCGCCGAGCUUGAUGAGUCCUCUGUUACGGAUCAAGCAGGGAAACAUGUAGAUGUGAAGCUACUCGGAACACUUCCGUACCUGAAUGCUGUGAUCAAAGAAGCUCAUCGGAUGUGGCCCGCUCUGCCUGGACCGUUACCUCGAAUUGUUCCUGCUGAGGGACUGACAGUGGGCAAGCACUAUGUACCUGCUGGCAGCGUGAUAUCAGCGUCACACUAUAUGCUCCAUUUCAACGAAACCAUCUUUCCGCAGCCACAUGAAUUCCGACCUGAAAGGUGGCUCGAAGGUCACAGCUCCGAGCAAGAUCGUUACUUGAAUCCCUACAGCCGUGGCAGCCGCGCGUGUAUCGGCAUCAACCUCGCGCAACUGCAACUGCAGGUCACUCUGGGACAUUUGUUUAGCCAUUAUCAGAUCCAACUCUGCGAGCCGAUCCCUCAGAGCUUGGAUUGGCACGAUCACUUUGUGGCGACACCGCGUUCAAAUGUGAUCAUCAAGAUACUCCCGCGCGAUCAGGGCUACUGA
This is a messenger RNA of Aspergillus fischeri NRRL 181, 1557 nucleotides long. Its product is annotated as cytochrome P450. The transcript has 9 exons. The record is from RefSeq and is a predicted model, not a curated record. Gene Ontology annotation, molecular function: oxidoreductase activity, acting on paired donors, with incorporation or reduction of molecular oxygen; heme binding; iron ion binding. NCBI's taxonomy places the organism in Eukaryota, Fungi, Ascomycota, Eurotiomycetes, Eurotiales, Aspergillaceae. The coding region runs from base 1 to 1557 and encodes 518 amino acids.